AUGGUUCGAAAUAUAUCUUCAGAAAAACGUGCAUUGGUCCAGUUAACAAAAGAGUUUGUACAUUUAAGUUAUAGAGAACUUGGUAGAAAGUACGGUGUUUCAAAAUCUACUGCUUACAACAUUUGCAAUAGGAAAAUGAAAACGAAAUCUAGAGAAAGAAAACGUGGUCGACCAAAAGUUGUAACUGAAAGAACCGAGAGAAUUAUUCUGCGGACUUUUCUUCAACUGAGACGUAAAUCGCCCAGCUUUUCAAUAAAAGACCUUAUGUCAGAAAGUGGACUGGAAAUAGCAAACUACAGUAGACGAACUGUGUCAAGAUUGCUCAACAAACGUGGAUAUAAGUUACGACAGGCACGCAAGAAAGGUCUUCUCAAUGAAAACGAUUUGGCCAUAAGAAAACGGUAUGCACAGGCAAUGAAAAAAACAUUACGUGAUGAACCCAAUUUUUUUACAAAUCAUAUUGCGUUCUACCUCGACGGGGUGUCUUUUAUUCACAAGUGUGAUCCCUUGAAGGCAGCUAUGCAACCGAAAGCAAGAGUUUGGAGAACUAAAGGCGAGGGAUUGACAUUGACAGCAAAGGGUAGCAAAAGCUUGCCUGGCGGGAAACGUCUUCAUUUGGUCGUUGCUAUAGCGCAUGGCAAAGGAGUUAUCCUGAAAGAACCGUAUGACAAAAUGGACGGAACAUUUUUCUAUAACUUUAUAAAGAAUCAUUUUAAUUUGUGCUUUGGAAAAGCCGGUCCUAAAGCUGAUAGAAAGCGUCUAUUCGUAAUGGACAAUGAUCCAUCCCAGACAAGCAAAAAGGCAAUGUCUGCCUUAAAAGAAAUUGAAUGUGAACUUCAUCAAAUCCCAGCACGCUCACCCGAUGUAAACCCUAUCGAAAAUGUGUUUCAUAUUGUUAAAACUAGUCUGGAAAAAGAAGCUAUUGACUUACAAAUAAGGAAAGAAAGUUUCGAUGAGUUUAAGAAUAGAGUUUUGCGUUGCUUUGACAAUGUAGAUAUGAGCAUUUUAGAUCGCACAAUUGAGAGUAUGCCUAAACGCAUCGAGGCUAUAUUAGCAUCGAAGGGUAAGCGAAUUAAGUAUUAA
Molecule: messenger RNA, 1083 nt
Organism: Paramuricea clavata
Lineage: Eukaryota; Metazoa; Cnidaria; Anthozoa; Malacalcyonacea; Plexauridae
Source: the annotation of a GenBank genome assembly